UAUAUACUUCGAUACGAGCCCAGAGAUCGCGGCUGGAGGAGCGUGGAGGCUGUUUACUGUAACCGGCCGCACGGCGCGUCUCGCGAGCGGAACAACGAGCGCAGAGAAGCGGCGAAGAGUCGCACCUGCCGCGGAGCGUGGACAACAAAGACUGAUCCCGAGCUGAGCCCCGAGACUCCUCCGACUCCUCUUCAUGUGUUCGGCAGGCCAGCGAGUGGAAGAGGUCUGCGCGCUCCAGAAGCCGCGUUCGGACUUCCAUCUUGCGGGCCGAUCCGAGCCGAUCCGAGCCUGGCGGGUUUAAUUUUAGCUCCGCUUGGACGCGCACCGCACUGCAACCUGGACAUCUAAUAUAUAAGGGCCGAGAAUAGAUUUAAAAAAAAAAAAAAAAGAAAAGCGUUGCAGGAUCUCACCAGUGUUUUAAUUAUUUAAGUUUUUUGUUUCUUUUUUAAACCGUACCGUCCCGGUUUGACGGUCGCCGUCAGCCGCCCGAUGUCUUCAAUGUUCCCUUAAAAAAUUGCGGAACUAUGUGGGUCAGUCCCGAAGAUGUGCUGCUGGCAGGAGCGUUAUGGAUCACAGAGAGAGCAAAUCCGUAUUUCAUCCUCCAGAAACGGAAGGGCCACGGGGAUGGAGGCGGAGGACUGGCGGGUUUGCUGGUGGGAACCUUGGACGUUGUUCUGGACUCCAGUGCUCGGAUGGCCCCAUACAGGAUCCUCUACCAGACCCCUGACUCUUUAGUUUACUGGAUCAUUGCUCAUGGAACCUCUCGUAAGGAGAUUACGGAGCACUGGGAGUGGCUGGAACACAACCUGCUUCAGACGCUCUCCAUCUUUGAAAACGAGAACGACAUUACCACGUUUGUGAAAGGAAAAGUCCAGGGCAUCAUCGCAGAGUUCAACAAGAACCACGAUGUGAAAGAGGACGACGACACCGACAAGUUCAAGGAGGCCAGCGCCAAGUUUCGGAAGCUGUUCGGGAUGCCGGAGGAGGAGAAGCUGGUCAACUAUUACUCCUGCAGCUACUGGAAGGGCAAAGUGCCUCGACAGGGAUGGCUCUACCUCAGCAUCAACCACCUCUGCUUCUACUCCUAUUUACUGGGAAAAGAAGCCAAACUGGUGGUCCGUUGGGCAGACAUCACCCAGCUGGAGAAGAGCGCCACCCUCCUGCUGCCCGACGUGAUCAAAGUGAGCACCCGCUCCAACGAGCACCUCUUCUCCGUCUUCCUCAACAUCAACGAGACCUUCAAGCUGGCCGAGCAGCUGGCCAACAUCGCCAUGCGCCAGCUGCUCGACAACAAAGGCUUCGAGCAGGACCGCUCGCUGCCCAAGCUCAAGAAGAAGUCGCCCAAGAAGGUGUCGGCGCUCAAGAGAGACCUGGACGCCAGAGCGAAGAGUGAGCGCUACCGAGCGCUCUUCCGUCUGCCCAAAGACGAAAAGCUGGACGGACACACGGACUGCACCCUGUGGACUCCCUUUAACAAGAUGCACAUCUUGGGGCAGAUGUUCGUCUCCACCAACUACAUCUGCUUCACCAGCAAGGAGGAGACGCUGUGCAGCCUCAUCAUCCCCCUGCGUGAGGUGACAAUCGUGGAGAAGGCAGACAGCUCCAAUGUGCUGCCCAGCCCGCUCUCCAUCAGCACCAAAAACCGCAUGACAUUUCUAUUUGCUAACCUGAAGGACCGAGACUUCCUGGUGCAGAGGAUCUCAGAUUUCCUGCAGCAAACCACCUCCAAGAUCUACCUGGAGCGGGAACUCAACAGUAGCCUCAACAGUUCAGACGAUGAAGUUUACUCCCAGCAUGGAUCCCUGCUCUCCAGCAGUCCGCAGCACAGUUUGGGUUCAGAAAGCGAGCGCACAUUCAACCUGAAUGACAGCAGCGUACCCACAGCCACACAAGCCCUCAUGACCAUGUAUCGCCACCGCACACCUGAGGAGUUUAAUCCCAAACUGGCAAAAGAGUUUCUGAAGGAGCAGGCGUGGAAGAACCACUUCACGGAGUACGGGCAGGGGGUGUGCAUGUACCGCACGGAGAAGACCAAGGAGCUCGUCCUCAAGGGGAUUCCGGAGAACAUGAGAGGAGAACUGUGGCUGCUUUUCUCUGGAGCAAUCAACGAGAUGGCCACUCACCCCGGAUAUUACGAAGACCUGGUGGAGAAAUCGAUGGGAAAAUACAAUCUGGCAACGGAGGAGAUUGAGCGGGACCUGCACCGCUCUCUGCCGGAGCACCCGGCCUUUCAGAACGAGAUGGGGAUUGCUGCCCUGCGCAGGGUCCUCACCGCCUAUGCAUUCAGGAAUCCCAACAUUGGAUACUGCCAGGCUAUGAAUAUUGUGACGUCGGUGUUGCUGCUGUAUGCCAAAGAGGAGGAGGCCUUUUGGCUGCUGGUGGCGCUCUGCGAGAGGAUGCUGCCUGAUUACUACAACACGCGGGUCGUAGGAGCUCUUGUUGACCAGGGCGUGUUUGAGGAGCUUGCUCGGGAAUACGUCCCGCAGCUGUACGACUGCAUGCAGGACCUCGGGGUCAUCUCCACUAUUUCGCUGUCCUGGUUCCUCACCCUCUUCCUGUCCGUGAUGCCGUUCGAGAGCGCCGUGGUGGUGGUGGACUGCUUCUUCUACGACGGCAUCAAGGUCAUCUUUCAGCUGGCGCUGUCCGUCCUGCACGCCAACAUCCACCAGCUGCUGAGCUGCAAGGACGACGGGGAGGCCAUGACUGUACUGGGGAGGUAUUUGGACAGUGUCACCAAUAAGGACAGCACCCUCCCUCCCAUCCCCCACCUGCAUUCUUUACUAACUGAUAAUGGAGAACCGCACCCAGAGGUCGACAUCUUCAAACUGGUCCGCAGCUCUUAUGAGAAAUUUGGCUCAAUCCGAGCAGAUGUGAUUGAACAGAUGAGAUUCAAACAGAGACUGAGGGUCAUCCAAACCAUUGAAGACACAACUAAACGCAAUGUGGUCAGAACGAUUGUCUCGGAGACUGCCUUCAGUAUUGACGAGCUGGAGGAGCUCUUUGUGCUCUUCAAGGCCGAGCACCUGACCAGCUGCUACUGGGGCGGCAGCAGCAACCCCACCGAGCGCCACGACCCCAGCCUGCCGUACCUGGAGCAGUACCGCAUCGACGUGGAGCAGUUCAAAGGCCUGUUCAACCUGCUGUUCCCCUGGGCCAACGGCGCCCACUCCGACCCCCUCGCCGUGCGAUUCUUCCAUCUCCUCGAUCAAAACGGAGACGCGCUCAUCAACUUCCGCGAGUUCAUCAACGGGUUCGGUGUUCUGUGUCACGGGGACCUCACCGACAAGCUGAAGCUGCUUUACAAGAUGCACGUCUUACCUGAGAUCACACAUGAGCAGGAAGAGCCGGACUCUGCCUUUGAAGCCACUCAGUAUUUCUUCGAAGACAUCACUCCAGAAACAUCCAUUGGCCACGACUCAAAGUGCAGAAAUGAGAAGGAUGAUGGCUUUGUCAGAGUUACAUUCAAAACUGAAAAAGUGAAGAAGCUGAACACUCCUGACUACGGUCAUUACCUGAAACUGUGGAACCAAGAGCCAAAACCAAAACGAGAAAACACAAAAGACCUCCCAAAGCUGAAUCAGAGCCAGUUCAUCGAACUUUGCAAGACUCUCUACAGCAUGUUCAGUGAGGAUGUUGCGGAGCAAGAACUGUACCACGGCACAGCGACCGUCACCAGCCUGCUGCUGGAGAUGGGCGAGGUGGGGAAGCUCUUCUCCUCCUCGGGCAGGAAGGAGUUCAGCCAGGAGGGCCGACCAGAGACCGGCAUGUGUACAGGAGACGAUCCCAAACCAACCAAGGAGGCUCAGGAUCUGGGAGACGUCUUCAGCCGCACGGGCCAUGAAAACACGUUCGAGGAGGGGAAGGGGGACGAAGGAAGCGAGCAGAUGCCGCCGAUGCAAGACAUCAAACUGGAGGACUCGUCUCCCAAAGACGCGGGCACGUCGUCCGCCAUGCUCAUCUCGGACGACGAGACCAAGGACGACACGUCCAUGUCGUCUUACUCGGUGCUGAGCGCGGGCUCCCACGAGCUGGACGAGAAGCUGCAGUGCGAGGACAUCGCGGACGACACGGUGCUGGUGCGCAGCGACAGCGGGACCAACGGCGAGCGGGGCGGCGGGCCUCGCGGCGGCGGGCCCAACGACCGGGGGCUGCCGCACAGCACGAGCAUCGACAAAGACUGGGCCAUCACGUUUGAGCAGUUCCUGGCCUCCGUCCUCACCGAGCAGGCCCUGGUGCAAUAUUUUGAGAAGCCCGUAGAAGUGGCAGCUCGCAUAACCAACGCCAAGAAUGUGCGCAAAGCGGGGCGCCCCCUGCUGUCGACGAGUGACUAUGAGAUCUCCCUGUCCGGGUGAGAUUGACUUUCGCUGUUCGAAAAGAAAUAAACACGAUUAUCAGUCAGUGAUGUUUUUUUUUGUAAAGAAUGAAGGUACAUGUAAAAUAAGUGUGUAUGGUUGUUGAAUGAUUGUGAUUAAAACUGCUCCUAGCAAUGUAUUUUACCAGAAAUGAAAGACUUUUAACUUAACAAUCAAUAGAUUCUGCUCUGAUGAAAUCAGUGUGUUAUGUAGUAGCUGUACUUUAUAAAACAUUAUGCAUAGGUGGUAAUACUGUAUUCUCUAGUACUCUUAGGCUAUUUAGAUGUAAAUGUCCACAGAUACAGUUCUCGUUCCAACUUGGGAUAUUGAUCGUCUACUGCUGCCGUACAUACAAUAUGAUGAUCUUACAUUAUAUCUGGUCAAACUGUUGCUUCCUUACUUUACAGUUCAUUUUGCUGCUAAUCCAGAAUGUUAAAGAUAUUUCUUAUUGAUUGAAAUAUGGAAAACUUCUAAGCUAUGAAAAUUAUUGGUUUGAUUUUCCUCUGUUGCUGUUAUCAAUCUUUUCUUUUCUUUAAAAUGUUCUUUUUCACUUUAAAGCCGUGUACCACUUUGGACAAUUAUGCUAUUUUUAGUACGUGUGACCCCUGGAUCAUUCACCUUCAAAAAUACUGUUUCCUGUAGUCACUUCACAUCAUUUUACAGUGUCAUAUUCAACUAUAGCAAAUAACAUCCAGGUAGACAUGAUGCAACUACAAUGUUCUCACCUGACAAGAAACCAACAGAUCAGGAACUAUGUUUAAAGAAAUGAUGAUGACACCAGAACGCUGUCGGGAAUCUGCAAUUUUUUAUGUUUACACGGUAUCGUGAUUUCACGUGAUUUUAUGUAUUUGCCUGCCUUUUGCCACACUGUCGUCUGCACUGCAGACAUUUUUUGUUUUUUGUUACAUUUUUACUGUUAACUUAGCAUUUUUCACGUUGCCUUUUCUUUUAAAAAAAUUCAGUUUUUAAAAAUUUCAGUUUCCGUCCCUUCUCGUUUUGUUCUGAUGUGGAAUUCUCCCGUUCUAAAAGUCCACUGGUUGUUACUCCGGAUGCUGAUGCAUUGUGUGUCACUCCAUUCAAAUAAAAUUAGUACGACUGACUC
Molecule: messenger RNA, 5454 nt
Organism: Salarias fasciatus (jewelled blenny)
Lineage: Eukaryota; Metazoa; Chordata; Actinopteri; Blenniiformes; Blenniidae
Gene: tbc1d9
Product: TBC1 domain family, member 9 (with GRAM domain)
Exons: 21
Coding region: 525-4352 (1275 amino acids)
Molecular function (GO): calcium ion binding
Source: RefSeq, a predicted model, not a curated record